AUGUCAGACCUCAAUCUUCAAGCCGUUCACGAUGAACUCAUCUCUGUGGCCUACGAGGCCGGCGCCAUGAUCUUGGCCGCCAAUCCUGCUGAGCUUGACACCGAUACCAAGCUGAAUUCCGUCGACAUCGUCACCGAAGCAGACAAGGGUGUUGAGAAGAUGGUCUCAACACGUCUGUCAUCAUCCUUUCCUAGCAUCUCCUUCAUGGGCGAGGAGACAUACCAGCCUGGCAUGAAGCUCGGCCCUGAGCCAACUUUCGUCGUUGACCCUAUCGACGGCACAACCAACUUCGUCCACUCGUUCCCCAGCGCUUGUAUCUCCCUCGGACUCGCCAUCGAUCGCAAGCCCGCCGUGGGCGUCAUCUACAACCCAUGGCUCGACACCCUCUACACCGCCAUCAAAGGCCACGGCGCCUUCCUCACACACGGUCGCGGCACACAGCCCAAGAAGCUUCCCCUCGCGCGCUCACCGCGACCCAUUGAGGGACUGGGCAACUCGCUCAUAGCUGUGGAGUGGGGAUCGCAGCGCGACGGACCCAACUUCGACGUUAAGGUUGAGGCCUUCCGAAAACUCACAGCGAGUCGCGAAACGGGCGGAUCGAUGGUGCACUCGCUGCGGUCCAUAGGCUCUGCUGCGCUCAACAUUGCUUCUGUGGCAGCGGGACAGUGCGAUUUGUAUUGGGAAGGUGGAUGCUGGGCGUGGGAUGUUUGUGCCGGAUGGGCGAUCCUGGAGGAGGCUGGCGGUCGUAUGGUGCAUGGAAACCCAGGUAUCUGGGAUAAUGAGAUUGAGUCCCGAGUGUACCUUGCUGUGCGAGGGGCGCCGAGUGGCCAGAAAGAGCUUAUUGAAGAAUUCUGGGGUGUCCUCGGCGACAGUAAGCUAGAUUACUCCAGCUAG
Molecule: messenger RNA, 894 nt
Organism: Fusarium sp. VM40
Lineage: Eukaryota; Fungi; Ascomycota; Sordariomycetes; Hypocreales; Nectriaceae
Source: the annotation of a GenBank genome assembly